Messenger RNA from Oryza brachyantha (malo sina), 1568 nucleotides. RefSeq lists its product as uncharacterized. NCBI's taxonomy places the organism in Eukaryota, Viridiplantae, Streptophyta, Magnoliopsida, Poales, Poaceae. The transcript has 5 exons. The record is from RefSeq and is a predicted model, not a curated record. Gene Ontology annotation, molecular function: metal ion binding; phosphatidylinositol binding. The coding region runs from base 165 to 1553 and encodes 462 amino acids.
UCUUCUCUUCUCUUCGCCGCGGAAGAAACCCCAAUCCCCAACCCCGACGCUUCCUCCCGCCGGCGAUCGCCGCCCCCCCCCCCCCACGAAGCCCCCCGCGACCACCGCCUCCGAUCCGGUGAUCUUGUGUUAUUACCACAUGAUUGUUGUCUCUAAAUGAUUCUAUGGGUGCCCCAAAUGAAGUGACAUCGUACUCUUCCCUCUCCAAAAUUGAUAACAGCAAUCAGGGAGGUCAUAUAUCUAGUCUAGUACCAGCAAACAAUUACCCAGCGCACGAUUAUCUCUAUGAGCCAUCCCUGGAGCCAGACUUCCCAUCAGAGUAUGAUUCUAGAGAAGAUCCAUUCGUUCCAACACGAGCUAGUUCAAAUAUCAAUUUGAAGACUGUCCUAACUGGGCUGGCUGCUAUUGUUUCGGGCACAAAUAAGAGCCAAGAUAAUACAUUGCAGCAGCAAAGCUUAAGCACAGAUGUUUCAUUUCUAGGAUUUGACAAGGAUGGUGAUGUUAGCGUGCAUCCAUCUGUAUGUGUUCCUAGUGCGCCGCCACUAAUUGAAACAAAUGCUUUACAGUACAGUGCAUACAGGGAGGUGUUACUGGCAGAUCCUCCAGAAUGGUUACCAGAUAGCUCUACUAAUGUGUGCCUUCAAUGCAGUUCUCCUUUCACAGCACUGACUCGUGGAAGGCACCAUUGCCGAUUCUGUGGAGGUAUAUUCUGCAAACAUUGUUCCAAGGGAAGAUGUUUAAUGCCCAUGAAGUUCAGGCAGCGUGAUCCUCAGAGAGUGUGUGAUGCUUGCUACGAUAGGCUAGAUCCACUUCAGGGCAUAUUGAUCAACUACAAUAGCAAUGCCAUGCAACCAGCAAAACAUGAUGUUAUGGAUUGGACAAGCACGAGAAGCUGGUUGAACUUGCCUGUUGGUUUAUCAAUGGAGUAUGAGAUAUACAAAGCAACAAAUACGAUAAAUAAAUAUUGCCAGGUUGCUAGAUUAAACCCUGAGAAGUCCAUCCCAUCAUCUAUUCUUAAGGGAGCUAAGGGGCUUGCUGUCCUAACUGUUGCCAAGGCGGGUGCUGUUGUUACAUACAAAGUUGGCACUGGCCUUGUAGUUGCCCGUAGAUCAGAUGGAUCAUGGUCUGCUCCGUCAGCAAUUGCAUCCAUUGGCCUGGGAUGGGGAGUUCAGUUUGGAGGUGAACUGACAGACUUCAUAAUUGUCCUUCAUGAUCGUAAAGCUGUCAAGGCAUUUAGUAGCCGCAUGCAUCUUUCUCUUGGGGCAGGAAUGAGUGCAGCGGCAGGACCAAUUGGCAGGGCCUUGGAAGCGGAUGUAAGGGCCAGUGAAAAAGGUUCUGGGAUUUGCUACACUUACAGCUGUAGCAAAGGUGCCUUUGUGGGUGUCUCACUGGAAGGAAAUGUCGUGACAACCAGAUCAGAGACCAAUCUUCGCUUCUACGGCGAUGCUUACUUGACCACAAGCGAUAUCCUGUUUGGGAAGGUGGACAAUCCCAGAGCUGCCCAGCCCCUGUACUCAGCUCUAGAUGAUCUAUUUUCUAAAAUGGUUUGCUAGUUCUUCUGCCUGUUC